AUGGUCCCUCGUGGUCUGUACGUCCAUGGAGGCGUUGGAACAGGCAAGUCCAUGCUGCUGGAUCUCUUCUUCCGGGGCGCCAGCGUGCAGCGCAAGCGCCGCGUUCAUUUCAACGAGUUUAUGCUGGAAGUGCAGACACGACUGAAUCAGGAAAAGAAGGAGCAGCUGGAUCGUUACGGUAGACAGCGACACAUUGUGCUGGACCAGAGUCGAGAUGUGGUGCUACAGGUGGCGCACGCUAUUGCGGACGAGAGCCAUUUGCUGUGUUUCGACGAGUUUCAAGUCACUGAUGUGGCAGACGCUCUUAUUAUGAGGAAGCUGUUUGGUGUGCUCUUUGCGCGUGGAGUCGUGAUGGUUGCAACGUCAAAUACCUCGCCACAGGAUUUAUACAAGGACGGAACGAACCGCGAGUAUUUCUUGCCGUUUCUGGAUCAACUGGCGCGGCAUACGAGGGUGGUGCCGAUGAACUCAGACGUGGACUACAGAUUUCUAUGCGAGCCUGUGGGUGGUGAGGAGACGUUCUUGUCCCCGUUGACGGAUGUUACAAAGCACAAGAUGGACGCUGUGUAUAAAGAUCUGCUGGUGCUUGGCGAUGAAGGUCUUGCCGAGGACAACGGCAGUGUUCAGGACGAGCACUUGCGUGUUCCUGUGAUGAUGGGACGUACUCUGGAUGUCCGAGGCCACGCAAAGAGCGGUGUAUGUCGCGCGUCUUUCAGUCAGUUGUGCGACACCGAGAAAGGUGCUGCAGACUACAAGGCGAUGGCGGAGUGCUUCCAUACUCUGGUACUCGACGACGUACCUGCUUUGAAUAUGGCACAGCACGACCAAGCACGACGAUUUAUACUGCUAGUAGACGAGUUGUACGAGCACCGCACGCGGCUUGUAUUAUCGACCGAAGCCGCCGAGCCUCGAGCCAUUUUUCUAUUUGAUGAUGACAGCGUACGUGCAGCGUCGGAAGGAGCCAAUAGCCCUGCUGCACUCGAGGAGGAGAAGCAGCGAGUGAACAAGGAGAAUGCAGCUGUAGGCGUGCCUACUACCAGUUCUUGGGAUGCCGCUGUAGGUGCCUAUGGUCCGUCGCAAAUGGCCGGGUUGGACGUGGGCAACCUGGUUGCGCUGAAAGACCUGAAAGUUGCUUUCAAGCGCGCUGUAUCACGACUGCGCGAGAUGCAAAGUGAGCGAUACCUGGAGGAAAACAGCCGUUGGCGUCCUAAACGAAGGGAACGACGCCAACAAGUUGCUCAGACUAUCAAUCAACAAAACUACAUGUAG
Messenger RNA from Phytophthora infestans T30-4, 1269 nucleotides. RefSeq names its product lactation elevated protein 1. Gene Ontology annotation, cellular component: cytoplasm; mitochondrion. Lineage: Eukaryota; Oomycota; Peronosporomycetes; Peronosporales; Peronosporaceae. The record is from RefSeq and is a predicted model, not a curated record. The transcript is spliced from 2 exons. Gene Ontology annotation, molecular function: ATP hydrolysis activity; ATP binding. The coding region runs from base 1 to 1269 and encodes 422 amino acids.